UGCAGCUCCAUAGCCGUGGGUUGCCAACACCUGCUUUCACGACAAUCUUUUGCUGCAGAAGCCAGAGCUGAAGAGUCGCUAUGCUGAAUACUGGUCAUAAUGCAGUCCCCAAUACAGACCAAUUUCAGCACGACAGGUACAAAUACGGCAUGUCAAUUUCAUCAAGAGAAUAAAAAAAAACCGAUGUCUUGUCUUGAAUACACUGCAGUCCUGUAGCAAAGAUGUGGUAAUAGACCAAGGAUUCCUUUGGAAAUAACUGUAAUUAUCUGUUCUAGAACACCUUUGAACCUAUGUUCAACCUGGUAAUUUUUUCAAAUGACUUACAUGAUUCACCUUUAACAAACUUUUUUUUACACCCUUUCAGGAACAAGCGAGCAACAGUGAAGAUGUGAAUUUGACAAACUUUCAUCAGAUCCCUACAGAUUUAGCCCAAGCGAUUAGUCAUGAUGUGAGCCUUCACGAUGCCACAGUGAUGGGAUCAGAUCACACUAAUGUAACAGACGUGGACAGGCUAGAGAUUUUACCCAACUUAAAUACAUCUCCAAUGAACGAGACCAACAUGUUAGAAUUAUUUGCAAAUGAUCAUUGCUGCACAAGUCUUACAAACCAAGAUUUCUUUUUCAGCCUGAAUGAAAAUGGAUAUGAGAAAAUACAUUUCAUGCCAUUAACCAUGGAAGGAAAUUUUGACUUUGCAGAAACCUAUCAUUUUGAAGAACGAGAUUCAGAUUCUGGACUUUCUUUAGACUUAAAUUACAGUAAUGCAUCCCUUGUAUUGUCUUCUGACAAGGAUGCCAACUUUGGCAUAUCAAAUGAUUCAGUAGCUGUAAGAGAUGGUUGCUUACAAUAUUGCCAUACAAAGCAUCAAAGCAAUUAUGACUAUGGGACAAAAUUACUAGUAGGUAUAUUCCAUGAUCAUACAUACAAUCAGGAUUUACAACAGCUGACAUUCUCAGUAUCAGAGGAUUACUUAAGAUGGCCAGAAGAAUCCAAAAGAACUGAAAAUGAAAAUGAUACAAAUCAAAAUUGUGAAUACCAGGCAAAACCUCUGAAAAUUCCAUUCUCUGUUUAUGAUAUAGUGACCUUGCCUGUAGCGUCUUUUAAUAGCAUGUUAUCAAACUACUACCUAACAGAUAAUCAACGGUCACUCAUUCGUGAUAUAAGACGAAGAGGAAAAAAUAAAGUUGCUGCUCAAAACUGCCGUAAACGUAAACUAGAUGCAAUUAUGAACCUGAAAGAUGAAGUGUAUCGUCUUCAGAUGCAGACUGAAAAGCUUGAGAAACAGAAAGCACAAUACAAAAGGUCAAUUCGCAAUAUAAAACAAAAACUGAAUGAUCUUUGCUGGAACGUUUUCAGUAAAUUGAGAGAUGACCAAGGAACAAUUAAUACAAGCCAAUGUGCCCUUCAGUGUUGUGGAAAUCGUACUGUAUUAUUCUUACCUAAAAUAGAAAUCAACCAGGAGUCCCCAAACUGAAACAAUUAUGAUAGGCGAAAAUUUAAAAUCGUGCUUAAGGAUUGCAUUUGCAAGAAGCCAGAAGAAAAACUUCAAUUGUAUUCCUUGCCUAAUUUUACUGUUUUAAAGAAUUUCAACCUAGGUAACUUUAAAAAUAGACUAAACCCAUUUUAUAUUUGUUCAGUAUAAUUUAUUCAGCUUGCGCAUGGAUACGGAUGUUAAUGUGCUAACUACAUGACCACAGAAAAUCCUAUCACCCGCAAUUUCACUAGUUGCAGAUAAGGGAGCUUUUAAAAAUAAAAAAUAUCACUGCUUUUCAUGUACAUUGGGACAAUGGAUGUUCCUAAGAGUAACCAUGCAGGCCUUCACUAGCUAUUGGCAGUUGGGGCUGAGGUAUAUGAGCUAGCCUCCCACUCUUUCUGACAAAUAUUUGCUUUACUUUCCAUGCUCAGCUAGUU
This is a messenger RNA of Notechis scutatus (mainland tiger snake), 1908 nucleotides long. RefSeq names its product NFE2 like bZIP transcription factor 3 (gene NFE2L3). Gene Ontology annotation, cellular component: nucleus. Gene Ontology annotation, biological process: regulation of transcription by RNA polymerase II. Gene Ontology annotation, molecular function: RNA polymerase II cis-regulatory region sequence-specific DNA binding; DNA-binding transcription factor activity, RNA polymerase II-specific. Lineage: Eukaryota; Metazoa; Chordata; Lepidosauria; Squamata; Elapidae. The record is from RefSeq and is a predicted model, not a curated record.